AUGUCUGACAAUCGAAAAUUUAACCACAGUACCCGGGGUAAUGGUGAAGAAGCAUACGUGAAACAAUAUUUCGAGCAUUUCCAACCGUCUUUCCCUUUAUUGCAUCGACCCACAUUCACAAUGUCCUCGGCGCCGAAAUUAUUGCUGAAGGCUGUGAAUGUUAUUGGAAGCUUGUUCUCCCCUAAUAUCUACGACCAUAGAGAAACACAAUGUGUCGAGCACUGGCGUCAAGAUAUGUGGCAAACGGGACAGGAAGAGAUUCAGCAAAUGGUGUCUUCAAACUGCAGUGAGAUCAGACAGCCUUGGGUCAUGCAAGCGUGGCUUCUCUAUAUCAUCUACGGGGUAUACGCAAGCGAAGCAGGCCAAUUCCAAACCGCGAAAAGACGGCUUCGGCAACUUGUCGAUGCUGUGCACGAAGUUGGCCUAUUGCAACAAGGUAUCGCUAUGCCAGAUGCCCAGGCUUGGAUGUACCAAAUUGCCUUCAAUUCACCCAGAGAUGAGUCGCAAACUCUCUAUACACGGUGGACAUCGUAUAUCACCACUGAAUCGAUGAGGCUGUCUCUGUACACCCUAGUUUUCCUGGACUCACACAUCUUUUCGCCUUGCAAUUCCCGACCCUUGAUGUCACCGGUAGAGCUUGGCUGGGAACUUCCUUUCCCUAUCAGUCUAUGGGAGGCCAAAAACCCUCAUAUAUGGCUUUUGAGGUUCAAUGAGAACUUUGGACUUUCGACCUUUUCAAUAGCCAACAGUCUGUUAAAUGUGCCACGCGGCCUGGGGACUGCUUCUCUGACGCUUGCCACUCAGCAACUUAUGACUGAAACACCGGACUCGGAACUGUUGGCAGCGAUAGAAGCAUCCCCGUUUGCCGCGUUUUGCGUUUUGACCAACAUCAGUGCUUUGAUACGAGACUUUACGCGAUGUUACUAUCAAAUGCCACCAAGCCCGUCCGAUCCGAAUCCGUUCCAUAUACUGACCCAAGCCCAGAAUAAACAAGUACACGCCGCAAUCGAAGCAAUCGCCAAAAUUGUCAAGAAGCAGGCUUACACUAGUGACAGCCCGCAGUUUCUCCUGUGGAGAACAAAUGAGCUCUUUAUCUCUUCUAUCAAGAUCAGUCUCUGUCGUCCGGAUCAGCUCCUGGUAGCAGGCAUUGUGGAUAACAGCUUGAUAGCUGGGAUGGCUGCAUCCACUCAUCUAACCCAAGGGAACCUUGUUGCAAUUCGGCGAUCAGCGCCCCUUGUGUCUCAUCAUGUCGGUGGGGACGAGGGCAUUGUGGCUCUUCUGAAAGACUUAUCGGUCGCAUUGUCCAGCAUAUCCGGAGAGGACCAAGAUAAAGUGGCACGUGAAGCUCCAUGGGUCACCGUGGCCAGUUACAAUAUUUUGUUAUGUGUUUGGGGAGCCCUCAGACGCGCAAGCAGUGAUAUUCGCCAUCACUUGGACACCUUCAACGAACUUCCAAUUACGUCGGAAUCCUGUAUCCUGAUUUUCAACACCCUCAUGGAGUCAGUUCUUCUCCAUUCUUCCUCCGAAAAUGAGGGGGCAACACGAGACCCCCGCUUGUGGACCGUGGAUCGAGAGGCUUUCGUUAGUCUGCUCGAUGAAGGCGAGUCGCUAUUUGUCUAUUUGCUCAAGACAUUCUGUCAGCGGCGAUCCUUGUGGGGAAUCGGACCUUCGAUGCUAGCUGUGUUGGGUGAAAUUCCUGGUCCUGGAGCUGGGUGA
Penicillium salamii is the source of this 1716-nucleotide messenger RNA. NCBI's taxonomy places the organism in Eukaryota, Fungi, Ascomycota, Eurotiomycetes, Eurotiales, Aspergillaceae. The record is from the annotation of a GenBank genome assembly.